AUGAGUCCAUGGCCGUCAGAGAUCAGGGACGAGCCAUCUACACUCGACGAAUCCAAUGCAGACUACACACGCGCUGAAACAAUGCUGCAACCUUUUAUAUAUCCGGAUAGUUCAAAUCCAAACAAACUCGAGCAUCUCCAAGAAGAGGCGCGAUGGCUUGGCCAGAAAGAUAAGUUUUAUCGAGUACCGUUGACCAUAUUUUUCCACAAUGGCCGCAACAGUGCAGGUGUCCCUAUGCAGGCAAAUAAACGAUCGGGCCAUGAAUGCACUGGUCUCAAUGACGGUUCUAAAAACUCGGUGGCGACAACAUACCUUGCCGAUGCCUGGAAUUGGGGAGCUGAGAUAUUUUGUGGAUGUGAAGUUCAAUUUGUAGAAAAAGCGGAUGGAGGAGGCUACACUAUACAUUUCGCAUGGCAUGGAAGUGGGAGGUCGGUGUUUGGGGAUCAUUUCAAGGAACAACUCUUCUGGGUCAAAGCAAAGGAAUUCUGUUUCCUCGGGGCUGGCGCUUUAGGAACCACUGAAGUCUUGCUUCGGUCAAAGCAGCACGGCCUCCAUAUGUCACCGCUCGUUGGAAGAAAUCUCUCCGGGAAUGGUGACCUUUUGAUAUUUGGGUACAAUGGAGAUACCAAUAUAAACGGGAUCGCCCGUGGAUCUUCGCAUGCUUCAAAACCCCCUGGAACAACUGUCACUGCUGUUAUUGAUAACCGAGUCAUCGAUCCUCUGAACAAUCCACUGUCUGGAUAUGUUAUUCAAGAUGGUUGCAUCCCUGAGAUGUUCAAUCCAGUAAUCCAACUCAUGCUCACCCUGCAGACCAUGAAGAGCCAGGCACUGUGUUGUCUUUGGAACCCUCGUCAAGAGGCUAGGAAGACCCUUGCCUCCCUGAGGUCUCUCUUAUUCGGUCCAUACGCAUACAAUGGGGCUAUUCAGCGGACUUCAACAUAUCUGGUGAUGUCUCAUGACAGCAACGAGAUAACCUUGACCUUGAAAAAUGAUCAAUUGUGCCUGCGGGGACCGGCAGAAGGAAAAUCUGAACAUUUCAAAUCGAUAAAGAAGAUGUUGAACAAGCUUUUUGCUCGCACAGGAGCAAGUAUGGGGUUUUCAUAUCCUUAUGGUCGCCACCAGGAGGAAGCCACAGUCCAUCUCUUUGGAGGAGCCAACAUGAGCAACGAUGGAACAUGGCACGGGGGUGUAACAAAUCACCUAGGAGAGGUCUUCAGCGGCUCUGGUGGUGAAAUAUACAAAGGUCUCGUGUGCUGUGAUGCAUCUGUCAUCCCGACAGCCCUAGGGGUGAACCCGCUUGCUACAAUAUCUGCUCUCUCCGAGCGAUCCGUCAAUUUAAUCACUGAGAGGUCUGAAUUGUCAAUUGAUCUUGAGACUGUGAAUCAGCCUUUGAACGCCUACAGCAAGCCCAGUAUAACAUGGGAUCGCCAAUACCAACAGAACAGUACCAAGAAAUCAUCCCAGUCCAUAGGAUGGCAAUUUACAGAGACUAUGCAUGGGCACAUCAGCAUGGGGUCGGACAUCCGAAGUUUUGCACUUUCUGAGAGGGUAGGAAAAGGCUCAUCUUGCGUGAUACGGAUGUUUCUUACAAUAGAACUCUGUCGACGAGGUGAGAAACUGAGAGAGCCCUUUAGCAGAAGAAUGUUCACAUCCCCAGAUUCACAAUACCAAGGAGCAUGCACCGGGACAAUUUCUUGUUACGCAUUAUCCAAAGCCACGCUCAAGAUUGUCGAUGGAACGGUGGACUUUUUCACACCAAUAGGAGAGAAUGCCGAAUCAUUAGCCAUUUCAUACCACCUAAAGCUCCUCUCGGUAGAGGGCAUAGAGUACCGCCUGGAAGGCCACAAGCUUAUCAACUCGAACAUAUCAUUCUCCGUCAGAAAGACUUGGAAAGCGACUACUACAGUGAACGUCGAUAUCACUCGACUGGACGGGACAAAUGUUGGAGCAGGGGCCCUUCAUAUCUCAUUGCUAGACUUCAAGAAGCAGAUGAGAACAUUUCGGACGACAAAGGUCUUUCAGAUCAGCCUUAUCUUGACUUUGAUGUGGUUUUUGGUCUCUUUCAUGUGCCAUAUCAGUCUCUUCUUUUUUCGCCCGUUCGUCAAUACGCGCUUCCCUCAAAUAUCAACCAAAGCCACAGAUUCAAAACAACCUCCUUCCACCUCGUGUGGCAUCACCACAAGCGAUGGCGUACAGGUACACCUUGAUACAUACGACCCACUUCCUGUACAAGAGACCGGCGUGCCAGGGCCCAACUCCGACCUUCCACCUGUCCUGCUUUUACCUGGCGUCACCGGGGUUGGUGCGAUGCACAAUUUGUUUGCACUGCCAUUCUUGCGUUGCAAUGUGGUUGAUUAUUUCACGCAGCGUGGCCACCGAUGCUACGCACUCACUCCUCGCUGGGGUAGUAAUCCCGCCGUUGCCCAAAAAAGCACUGUUUUCGACUGCCGUCUUGACGUUGCUGCUGCAAUAGCAUACAUUCGCGACAAGGAGCGACAGAAACCCUAUGUGAUAGCCCAUUGCCAAGGCUCGGUGGCUCUCUGCAUGGGAUUGCUGGAUGGAACUAUCCAGAGUAGCCAACUUCUCGGUGUCACUGCCAACUCAGUCUUCAUGAACCAGGUCUUUGGGUAUUGGAACUCCCUCAAGGGGAGAACGACUCUGCUGAUCCAGCUUUACGAAUUUUUGGCUGGGAAUUACUUCCCAAUUUCCAGCAGUACUAAGAGUGUUAUUUUCCAACGAUUACUCGACACUCUCCUUCGGUUUUACCCUGUUGGGCACACGCGAGACCUUUGCACGUCUACAGCGUGUCGCCGGACGUCCUUCGCUUUUGGGUUACUAUGGAAUCAUGAGAACCUUGAUAUGGGUCUUCAUGACAACAUUCACCAAUUUUUCGCGGGGACUCAUACAAAACUUAUGAAGCAAGUGGUUCGCAGUGGAACCCAGGGAGUCUGCAUGGAUAAUGAUUUAUGUUCUCUUCUGACCGCUGAGAAUUUGCAACGGCUGCAAGGGCUACCGAUUCUCUUUGUUUCGGGUACGGAGAACCAAGUGUUUAAUCCUGAGUCUACCCUCAAGGACUAUGAGUUGUUGCGACGUCGAUUUGGUGAGAGAAAUUAUCGCAGAUUUCUAGUCGAGGGGUACGGGCAUCUUGAUCCUAUUAUAGGAAAAGAUGCGGCCGAGGAUGUGUAUUGGAGGAUCUUUGCGCAUUUGAGAUGGUGCACCAAAGAGAUGGAGAAUACGAGUUUGAAAGCCAACAACAUACAAGAGGGAUGA
Messenger RNA from Penicillium expansum, 3270 nucleotides. Its product is annotated as Glucose-methanol-choline oxidoreductase, C-terminal. The transcript has 6 exons. The record is from RefSeq and is a predicted model, not a curated record. NCBI's taxonomy places the organism in Eukaryota, Fungi, Ascomycota, Eurotiomycetes, Eurotiales, Aspergillaceae. The coding region runs from base 1 to 3270 and encodes 1089 amino acids. Gene Ontology annotation, molecular function: oxidoreductase activity, acting on CH-OH group of donors.